UCCCCCCUCCCCUUCUUUCUUCUCUUUCUUUCAAAUAAUUAUAUAAUAAUAGAAUGGGCUUCAGGGUCUUACAUCUGGUUAGGCCAUUCAUGGCUAUUCUUCCUGAAAUUGCAACACCCGAUCGAAAGAUUCCUUUUAAUCAAAAAGUAAUGUGGACAGCAGUAACUUUAUUUAUUUUCUUGGUAAUGUCACAAGUCCCUCUUUAUGGCAUCAUGUCUUCAGACUCUGCUGACCCUCUCUUCUGGAUGAGAGUCAUUCUUGCUUCUAAUCGUGGUACUCUUAUGGAAUUGGGUAUUACACCUAUUAUUACCUCAGGCAUGAUCAUGCAACUACUUUCUGGUGCAAAUAUCAUUGAAGUUGAUUACAGUUUAAAGGAAGAUAGAGCAUUAUUCAGUGGAGCUCAAAAAUUAUUUGCAAUGAUUAUCGCCUUUGGUCAUGCAACUGUCUCCGUAUUGACCGGUCUUUACGGUGAUCCAAAGCAUAUUGGUGCUGGUGUCUGCUUGAUUUUGAUUAUUCAACUUGUCGUCGCAUCUCUUAUCACCAUGUUGUUGGAUGAGUUGCUACAAAAGGGUUAUGGCUUAGGUUCAGGUAUCAACCUUUUCAUUGCUACCAACAUUUGUGAGACUAUUUUCUGGAAGGCUCUUUCACCAACCACCAUGGACAGCGGACGUGGUGAUGAAUUCGAAGGUGCACUUAUCGCUUUGAUCCAUCUUUUAAUGACUCGCAAGGACAAGACACGUGCAUUAAAGGAAGCUUUCUACAGAGCAAACAUGCCAAAUGUGAUGAGUUUGCUUUCAACUGCUGCUAUCUUUUUACUUGUCAUUUACUUACAAGGCUUCCGCGUCGAAUUACCUGUCAAGUCCAACCGUCUUCGUGGUCAACGUGGAUCCUACCCUGUCAAACUCUUUUACACUUCCAACAUGCCCAUCAUGCUUCAGUCUACCUUGACCUCCAACGUUUUCAUGAUUUCCCAAAUGCUUUACAAGCGUUUUACUGAUAACUUUUUGGUUCGCCUCCUCGGUACCUGGGAUACUGCCGAAGGUACAUCCCAAUUGAAUGCUGUGGGUGGUAUUGCCUAUUAUCUUUCUGCUCCUCGCAGUUUCUCUGCUGCUUUGAUGGAUCCCUUCCACACUGUUAUCUAUGUCAGUAUCAUGCUUACCACAUGUGCUCUUCUCUCCAAGACAUGGAUUGAAAUCUCUGGUGCUUCUCCUCGUGACGUUGCUCGCCAAUUAAAGGAUCAACAACUUGUCAUUGCCGGUUACCGUGAUACAUCAAUGUACAAGGAAUUGAAGAGAGUUAUUCCUGUAGCCGCUUCCUUUGGUGGUGCUUGUCUUGGUGCUGUCUCUGUUAUUGCUGAUAUGGUUGGCGCUAUUGGUUCUGGUACUGGUAUCUUGUUGUGCGUUACCAUCAUUUUCCAGUAUUUUGAAAUGUUUGCUAAAGAACAAGGAGAAGGUGGAGGAUUGAAUUUGGAAGCGAUGAUGGUAGAAUAAAGAAAAGAAAAAGACACAUACCACAAAUACACACAAACACACACACACAUUUAUAUACAUUUAUACACAAUCGCUUU
Messenger RNA from Rhizopus microsporus ATCC 52813, 1567 nucleotides. Its product is annotated as protein transporter. NCBI's taxonomy places the organism in Eukaryota, Fungi, Mucoromycota, Mucoromycetes, Mucorales, Rhizopodaceae. Gene Ontology annotation, cellular component: Sec61 translocon complex; membrane. The record is from RefSeq and is a predicted model, not a curated record. The transcript is spliced from 4 exons. Gene Ontology annotation, biological process: SRP-dependent cotranslational protein targeting to membrane, translocation; post-translational protein targeting to membrane, translocation. Gene Ontology annotation, molecular function: ribosome binding; signal sequence receptor activity; transmembrane protein transporter activity. The coding region runs from base 54 to 1490 and encodes 478 amino acids.